Hordeum vulgare subsp. vulgare (domesticated barley) is the source of this 1094-nucleotide messenger RNA. RefSeq names its product FCS-Like Zinc finger 15-like. The transcript has 2 exons. The coding region runs from base 124 to 489 and encodes 121 amino acids. Lineage: Eukaryota; Viridiplantae; Streptophyta; Magnoliopsida; Poales; Poaceae. The record is from RefSeq and is a predicted model, not a curated record.
CUCCUGACCCUUUAUAAGCACCAACCCCCUCCCCUCAAAGAAAAGAUCUCACACUCGAAAGUCCAGGGUAGCUUAGGAGAGAGCUGAAAUUGAUUAACUAGCGAGAAGAAAGGCAUACACUUCAUGGCUGGCCUGAGCGUGCUCCUAGAGACCCACGAGGGCAACUCCACCACGCCCAAGAUCAUCAGCAAGGCCACCCUCCAUAGCCCCAAGAUCUCCUCCUCAUCCCCUUGGUCGCCGGCAGCGAGGCCCGCCGCAAGCACGGGUUCCUUCUUGCAGCGCUGCUUGCUGUGCCACAAGGAUCUAGCCGAGAACAAUGACAUCUACAUGUACAGAGGUGACAAGGCGUUCUGCAGCGUCGAGUGCCGGUGCAGGCAGAUAUUCAUCGACGAGGACGCCGGCAGCAGCCACUGCGCCAAGGGCGCCUCCACCGCGGCCGUGCGGUCAGGACGCCGUGCCACCGGCGGCGGCGUCAGCUUCGCGUACUGAUAUGCUACCACCAACAUCAAGCAAUCGGAUGCACAUAGUACUACUCCUAGUAGCACGUAACUUACGUGUGCAAAAGCAACAAGAAAAGAAAAGAGAGCUGUUUAAAGAAUGGAGUUAAGCACAGCCAUUAGCGACAGCUCGUCGGAGCGGGGCCCACACGCGACGGGGAGCGUACGUGUCUCGUGGCCGUACCUAACGGAUAAGACGGCCAGACAGCUGGCCCCACCUGAAGCGGACCAGGAUCCAGUAAACUGACGACACUUUUUUUAUUCUUUUGUUAUCUUAUUAUAUAUUCAUAUCACGUCUGUCCCCAUCCGUCUCGGUGGCGAUUAGCUUCUGCACGAAGACUAGUUAAUCAUGGUGAGGGAGGUGAUCUAUGAGCGAUGAAAUGCAUUGAGAUCGGAAAAAACACGGACGGCAAGUACUCUGCUUGAUGUGGUUAUGUGAUAAGUAUAUAUGGAUGGAGUGAUUAGGAUUAGAGAGUUUGACAUGCCUGGCGACUUGUGAUUUUUGUUGUUCUAUAGUACUAGUUUAAUGCCCGUACGUUGUCACGGGACAAUAUACGCUGCUAGCGACAUGGGUAAAAUGAUAGAUCUUUUUAAGAA